This is a messenger RNA of Colletotrichum aenigma, 1083 nucleotides long. It is a transcript of the gene aflW, whose product is annotated as FAD-binding monooxygenase aflW. The record is from RefSeq and is a predicted model, not a curated record. NCBI's taxonomy places the organism in Eukaryota, Fungi, Ascomycota, Sordariomycetes, Glomerellales, Glomerellaceae. Gene Ontology annotation, molecular function: NADP binding; flavin adenine dinucleotide binding. The transcript has 3 exons. The coding region runs from base 1 to 1083 and encodes 360 amino acids.
AUGGCCCCUACUGCUAUUGCUGACCUGGUCAAUCACGACCACAACGCAGAUUCGAGGGAGCAUACGGAUGUUUUGAAAACCAUCGAUCCGCAUUUUGCGAUCGAGGAACAUCCCAUCGAUGAGUAUGAACCUAUCCGAGCUAUAGUCGUCGGAGGCGGCAUAAGUGGAAUUAUCGCCAGCAUAUUGCUGCCGGCGAAAGUUCCCAAUCUAGACCUGGUCGUCUACGAGAGAAACUCAGAUAUUGGAGGUGUUUGGCACACCAAUAUUUACCCAGGCGUGCGAUGCGAUGUUCCGGCCCACGCUUACCAGGCAACAUUCGCCCCCUCAACGACAUGGACGGAGGCGUACGCGACUGGGCCUGAGAUAUUUGCCUACUGGAAACGCAUCGCAGAUCAGUAUGAGGUGCGCAAGUACAUCCGUACCUGCCAUACCGUGACCUCAGCAGAAUGGUCCGAAGAGAAGGCGAAGUGGAUUGUUAAGAUUCAUUCAGAUGAAGGAGAAUUUGUUGACGAGGCCAACUUCUUGAUUACUGCCACAGGCCAUUUUAGCGACCCGAAGCUCCCAGAUUAUCCGGGCAUCAAGGACUUCAAGGGGCACCUCAGACAUACCUCAAAUUGGGAUCCAACUUCAACCCGAAAGACAAGCAAAGUCGCAUCGAGAAUCGACCACUAUGCUCGCAACAAGACAUGGGUGGCAGCGCCGAUUGGAGGAGAGGAUCUUGCAGACUUUGUCGCCGAUAACAUCGAAGACGCGCGAUUGAGCCCAGAGAAGUACUUGAGAUUUCGAAAAGCUCUGGAAGCAAAGCUCUUUAGUCGCUUUGGUGGCAUUUUCAAAGAUGGACCGCAAAACGCAGCUGCCGAAGAGUCUAUCCGCAAGCUGAUGAAGGCUCGCCUUUCCGGAAGCGAUGAGCUAGCAGAAGAGAUCAUUCCUGAAUUUUCCGUUGGCUGUCGUCGGCUAACACCAGGACCUGGGUAUCUGGAGGCGCUGACGGCGGACAACGUGAGGUACAUCAGGGACCACAUUGCAGAGCUCACAGAAACAGGUAUCCGAACGGUUGACGGUAGGCCUUUCAGUCCCAGUUAA